GCUGAUUUGAACACCAAUAUUGAAGAUGAAUCCAGAUCUUUCUAUGGCGUUUCCAGCCAAUAUGAGAGCCCAGAAAACAUGGUCAUUACCUGUUCCACCAAAGUGUGUUCCUUUGGAAAGCAGGUGGUGGAGAAAGUGGAGACAGAGUAUGCACGCUAUGAAAAUGGACACUAUUCCUAUCGCAUUCACCGUUCCCCUCUCUGCGAAUACAUGAUAAACUUCAUUCAUAAACUCAAGCACCUUCCUGAGAAGUAUAUGAUGAACAGUGUGCUGGAGAACUUUACUAUCUUACAGGUUGUGACAAACAGGGACACACAGGAGACCUUGCUGUGCAUAGCAUAUGUUUUUGAGGUGUCAACUAGUGACCACGGUGCCCAGCAUCACAUCUACCGGCUGGUGAAGGACUAGAGACUCUCUGCCCUGAGUCGUCCAUGGGAUGCAUGUCUAAGAAAAAAAGCCCAUGCUUGAACAACCCCUGCCCCCUCAUACCAAACUGAAAAAUAAACUGCAGAUAUUGUGUAUUUUCAGAAAAGCA
Messenger RNA from Pelecanus crispus (Dalmatian pelican), 535 nucleotides. Lineage: Eukaryota; Metazoa; Chordata; Aves; Pelecaniformes; Pelecanidae. The record is from RefSeq and is a predicted model, not a curated record.